AGGGAUCAUGGGCAUGUGGACCUCGAGCAUGGAUGUCUUCCUAAGUCUUUGGAGGAUGUACGUGUUUCCGAGAGGUCCUGCAUGGGUGGACUUUCUCCAGCACUUGGGAGUGUGCUGUUUUGUGGCCUUCAUUUCAGCGAGCCUCCUCUCUGUGGCCUUCUACUGGUUUCUGCCAUCAGCGGUGGCCUUCGCCACCUCCUGGAUGGUCAUGUGUGUUCUCUUGGGCUGCUCCAGGCACGCCCGCUGUUUCAUUCUUCUGGUCUUUCUCUCGUGUGGCCUGCGCGAAGGCAGGAACGCUUUGAUUGCAGCUGGCACGGGCAUAGUGAUCUUUGGCCACGUGGAAAAUAUUUUUCACAACUUUAAAUGUUUCCUGGACAGUAUGACUUGCAACCUCAGGGCAAAGAGCUUUUCCGUACAUUUUCCACUUCUGAAAAAAUACAUUGAAGCCAUUCAGUGGAUUUAUGGCCUGGUCACUCCACUGAAUAUAUUGGAUGACCUCGUUUCGUGGAAUCAGACCCUGGUGGUCUCUCUUUUCAGUCCCAGACAUGUCCUGGAGGCACAGCUAAACAACACCAAAGGAGAAGUCCUGAGUGUCUUACACCCUGUGACCACCAUGAUGGAGGUGUUUUCCUCCCUGGGGCAGAAGCUGCUCGCCUUCGCUGGGCUUUUUCUUGUUCUGCUCAGCACUGGCCUCUUCAUGAAACGAUUUUUGGGCCCCUGGGGUUGUAAGUUUGAAAACAUCUACAUCACCAGGCAAUUUGUUCAGUUUGAUGAAAAGGAGAGGCAUCAACAGAGGCCCUGUGUCCUCCCACUGAAUAAGAGGGAGAGGAAGAAGUAUGUGGUCAUCCCAUCUUUCCGGCUGACUCCUAAAGAGAGGAAAAACCUGGGGCUGUUUUUCUUCCCCAUACUUACCCAUCUUUCCAUCUGGGUGCUGUUCACGGCUGCAGAUUAUCUGCUGUAUCGGCUCAUUUUCUCCGUGAGCAAACAAUUCCAAAGCUUGCCAAGACUUGAAGUUCACCUGAAACUGCACAAAGAGAAACAAGGAACUCAAGACCUCAUCCAUGAUUCUUCUUUUAAUAUAUCUGUCUUUGAACCCAGCUGCAUCCCUAAACCUAAGCUCCUUCUGUCUAGGACUUGGGUUCCUCUCAGUAUUAUUCUUGUGAUAUUAAUGAUGCUGGGACUGUUGUCCUCCAUUCUGAUGCAACUUAAGAUCCUGGUGUCCACAUCCUUCUACCCCAACAUGGAGAGGGAGCGAAUUCAGUACCUACAUGCAAAGCUACUUAGAAAAAGAUCAAAGCAGCCACCGGAAGAGUUCAAAAGGAAACUGAGUCUGUACUUUAAAAAGGUUCAUUUCUGGCUUCCAGUCCUGAAAAUGAUUAGGAAGAAACACACAGACAUUGAGGCCGAAGACAAUCCACAGGAGUCUGAAUAGCUCUUGAUCCAUGUGCAAUGCAUCAUUCUUCUCAGGUCUACCGUUGGUGGUCACUGUUUAUGCCCACUACUGGAGGGCUAUGCCACAAGGCCACAGAGAGGUUUGGGUUUUGCAGGGUCACCUUACAUCACCUGGUUAUUCCUCCAAAUGACUUGUUAUCUUUAAGUCAAGAGGUACCAUGCAAAUGGUUUUGGGUCUGUCUUUCAUACAAAGUACAUGAUCUGGACGGAGUCACCACAGGACUAUACCCAGGCCCAUUGGUGAUGAGCUUCAGAGUACAAUACUAGUCAAAGAAAAAGAAUGGGAAAUAAAACAAUGGAAAUCUGUACUGAAUUCUUACUAGCAAAUGCCAAGGAGAACAUACACGCAUAAAGUCUGCAAAAUAUCUUAAACUCUCUUGUGCCUUUUCUGCCUUUAUAAAUAUAUUUCAUACUAUUCCCUACCUCACAAUUGUCUCUCUCCCCCAGGCUCCUAUUCAAACCCUCUUUCCAAAACCCAUUUCCCGCAGCUCCCACUGUCUUCUUACCAACACCUUCUCUCCUGCACCUUGCUUGCUUCCAUAUCUUUUGUUAUCCCUUAUAGCAAAUCCUCCAGCCUGAGAACAAUGACAGGGUGGCCUAGGGACCAUGUGUAUCAAAAUCACAUGAUGUACUUAUUAUAAUGCACCUCUUCAUCUCUAGCUAUCUCAAAAUACUUAAAAGGGAGACAUAAUUCCUUGAAUAUCAAUUCUAUUAUUUCUAAAGAAUCAGAAUGGGGAAAUUUUUUUUAAAAAAUUUCAAUUAGGUAUAUAUGACAGCAAAAUGCAUUUUGAUUCUUUGUACCCAUUGCAGCACAAUUUUUCAUUUCUCUGGCUUUACAUGAUGUAGCAUCCCACUCCAUGUGCAGUCUUACAAGUAUCUAGGGUAAUGAUGUCCAUCUCAUUCCACCAUCUUUCCUGCCCCCAUGCACC
Molecule: messenger RNA, 2381 nt
Organism: Ictidomys tridecemlineatus (thirteen-lined ground squirrel)
Lineage: Eukaryota; Metazoa; Chordata; Mammalia; Rodentia; Sciuridae
Source: RefSeq, a predicted model, not a curated record